Messenger RNA from Symbiodinium sp. CCMP2456, 423 nucleotides. The record is from the annotation of a GenBank genome assembly. Lineage: Eukaryota; Dinophyceae; Suessiales; Symbiodiniaceae.
AUGAUUGCCCAAGGUCCUGUUCUUCCAAGUGCUGCUCUCCGCAACAACGGAAGCAGCGCUGGCUACGGAAGGAGCCCACGCGCGGGCAAGGAGCAGAGUCCGGAGAAAAAGGCAACAGUUCCUCGCUAUCGCUCGGCGAUGUUGGAUUGUUCUCCACGGAGCAGUGCAUCUGGCAGAAACAGCCCAGAGGCACGCAAAGCAGGUGCCAAGCAAGCUCGACGUCAACGCACAGCGAUGCUCAUUUCCGACCGCACUCCCAAGGCCAAAGAGGGUGCCAACUCCAACCUCGACCACUCUAGGACGGCAAUGCUGAUGUCCAACAAGUCCAUGGAAGAUGAUGGCACGCAGUCAACAAACAGCUUGCUGAGCAUGAUGCAAGGCAAGGUGAAGGGUUUGGUUGAGUCGGUGCGCCAUCGCGGCUAG